This is a messenger RNA of Ostreobium quekettii, 978 nucleotides long. NCBI's taxonomy places the organism in Eukaryota, Viridiplantae, Chlorophyta, Ulvophyceae, Bryopsidales, Ostreobiaceae. The record is from the annotation of a GenBank genome assembly.
AUGGGCCUGACGGAGAAAGUGUGGGAGGCGUACCGCAGCCACGCCUGCACCAACGCCUCCGACCUGACGAUGGAGAUCGGCGACGUGUGGGCGGGCGGGCACAACAGGAUGCGCGUGAUGGGCCUGACCGAGCUCAAGGAGGAGCUGGUGAGGGUGGGCAUUCCCCGGGACAGGGUUGAGGAGGCCUUCAUGGUGGAGGUCACGCCGUACACGGACGUGGCGCUGGACUUCGCCGGCCAGAUGGUCGCGCAGCCGACCGUGGUGGAGAGCGUGGUCGGCGAGGGGCCCGCCGUCCAGAUCAGCUUCGGCAGCUGCAGGAAGGAGAACUACAUCUUCAGCGCGGUGCCCGCCGAGCUGCACCGGUUCAGGGUGCUGUCCAAGGCGGAGCGGAUGUUCAAGUUCGCGGUGGCCAAGUGCAAGCGGAGGCGCAACGAUCGUUUGUUCCGCCGGGAGUGGUUCCUUGUCGAGGAGGUGGUGAUGUCCUCCUCGCUAGUGUUCGUGAGGGUGAGGGGUGCCGGCCGACUGCUCGUCAGCGGCCAAGUCGAUGGAGGCAGGAAUCCAGGUGUGGAUGUGUUGAGGGAGAUGCUCGGCCUGCGGCUGUCGAGGGUGGGAGCCGCGCUGCGGUUCGGCGGUGACAGCGUGGACCUGCACAAGCUGGUGAACGGCAGCCGGGGGGCGUGCCUUGUCAAGGUGAAGAACAACCGGCCCCUGGUCUCCAGUAGGAACAUCAAUCAGCCAGGCCUGCUGCGGACGGGGCGGACGGACAUGGCCAGCGGGUCGCAGGCGGAGAAGAUCGCUGAGGGGCACCUGCAGGACGAGGCGGAGCGUUUGGAGUGGGGGGCGGAGGGCGCGGAGGAGAAGGUCGACGAGCUGGUGGGAGAGCUGGAGGAGAUGGGGGAGACGUGCGAGCUGUUCCUCGACGAGGGCGGCGAUGAGGAGGAGGAGGAGGAGGAGGAGGAGGACGACGACGACGACUGA